AUGGACGAGGCAGCAACAGAGGUGGCGUGUGCGACUUCUAGAAGUUGCAGCGCCAAGAGUCCAGGAAGAGGUUACAUUGCAGAGGCAAAGGCAUGCAGCAACCGCGAAGCCAGGAACAUUGCCAGGAAGACUACAGCCAACUAUUUGCUGAGCAUCAGCGAGGAUGCCAGCUUUGUUUCGCAUGCGUGUGCCAGCCUCAAUGUUCAUGACUGGCCGCUUCUGGCAAACCUCCGUGCAGGUGCUUGGUACGUGCCCUCUCAGUCUGUGGAUGCUAGCUGCUACUUCAAAUCGAUGGAUGGUCACAGGAAUCAGUGGGACUUUAGCCUCGGCCGAUUGAACCUCCACGUGGCACACAUGGCGGCCAACUCCAGCAGUGGCGGAGUUGUCCUCGUUGACUGCACCGGAAAUCGCAAGAAGACGUUCCCAGAUUCGUUGAGCAAAACGGUGCCCAUUUGGAGUGCAGUGCUGCAAAGCGUGGUGGCACCAGACAUGGACGCAUGUUCAGCCGUGGAUGCCUUUCUUCAUUUGCGGACUGCGCAGGCCGAGCGGCCCGACAUCCAGAAGCUGCUGCCAGAAUGGGUCGACAAGCUUCGCAAAGUCUUGCCGGAAACAGAAGCCAGUGAACUGGCAGAUGCAUUGAAAGGCAGAAGUCUCCGGCCAUUCUGGGUCUGCCCUUCAGAUGAUUUGCUCCAGCUCAAAGAGGAACUUGACGCUCUCCGGGCGAAGCACGUGGUAAUCUUGUGCAUCUCCGCAUCGAAGGUGGUAGCAGGAAGCACGAGUUACAUCCAGGGAGCUGGUGACGAUGAAGAGGCCUGGGCCCGCCAGCUCGGCCUCAGCCCAGCCCGUUUCUGGCAGCACGCCGAUGUUCUGCUCGAAGCGGCGCGCAGCAAACCGCAGGAGGUCGAUGCCGUCAUCCAAGCCCUGUUGGAGGUGGACGGAAAGGACGGAACCACGCAGGACGAGGCGCCGCAGAUGGACCAGUUGGUGCGAGGCCUUGUCGGCCUUGUCCUUCAUUGGCGACACCGGACUUGCCAUAAGCGAUUUCGCAUCCGCAGCUCCGCCGAGAGUCUGGGACCUCGUCGACGCUGUGCUCAACUGUGGAGGCGAAGAGCAUCCUGA
This is a messenger RNA of Symbiodinium natans, 1119 nucleotides long. Lineage: Eukaryota; Dinophyceae; Suessiales; Symbiodiniaceae. The record is from the annotation of a GenBank genome assembly.